Sordaria macrospora k-hell is the source of this 1191-nucleotide messenger RNA. RefSeq lists its product as uncharacterized. NCBI's taxonomy places the organism in Eukaryota, Fungi, Ascomycota, Sordariomycetes, Sordariales, Sordariaceae. The record is from RefSeq and is a predicted model, not a curated record. Gene Ontology annotation, molecular function: protein binding.
AUGGGUCCUACAAGUGCCAUGGACUCGUUGCCCAACGAGAUUCUGAACGACAUCCUCGACCUGCUUCCAACUCGCGCUCUUCUUCCUCUCAUUCGCGUGAACAGCCAUUUCUACUCGGUCGCUUUGCACAUCCUCCACCAGCGCCUUUUGCAGGCCGCUGCCCUCCCAGAACACCGCCUCAUUCUCGAAUGCUACCACCCAAGCGCGAAGCUCUCGACCCCAUACCUCUACUGCGAUUACCUCCGCACAGAUAAAAUCGGCGCUGGCCCCAAUGGCGACAAGGAAGCCCACGGGCCCGAACCCGAGCCGACUCUUGCCGGAUUGAAGGGGCUAUACUCGCACUUCAGACCCGUCGUUCAGGAGGAGAAUCGCCGACCAAGGCUACGCUAUCCAAGACGUUCGCAGCAGCAGCAGCAAGCCAGCAACAACAAUGGAGCGCCGUCCACAGAAGAGGUCGAGGACCACCGACCGUCCGAGGAGGUCUUUCUCGACGAAGGCGAGCUUUUCUCUCAACUCUGCUGCACAACGAACUUGGUCAAAGUCGGACCGAAGCCCGGCUUUUUCCUCAGCAACGUCAACGUAAGCGACGGCGUCAUGCGUGUCUGGCGCAGCUGGCUAUGCGAUCAGACCAAAACCCCGACGUCAUCAGUAUCGUCAUCAGCGUCUUCAUCCACCACAGAUCUGCACGGUGGUGCCAAGCGAGAAGCAGCAACACCAGCAGCAGUAGCAGGGAAGGCACUUGAAUCGCCCGAAGAAAGAGCUGCCAGGCUAGCAAAAGCCAAAGCGGCCCGCGCCGUUCUCUGGGCCGACCCCGAGCGGAACGUUGGCGUCCGCUUCCGCGUCGUGGAGAAGCCGACGGACGACUACGUCAAUAACCGCCACUACCGGCGCGAGCAGCCGCUGCUUGUGCCGGCCGACGAGGCGUACGAUGAAGAUGAGCGACCGGUUGCCUACCAGCUCGAAUUUGACGAGGUGCUGGUGAGGUCGAGCAGGCUGCUCUUUAUGAUGCAGAAGAGCGAGGAAAUUAGCGAGGGUGCGGGUGGGAACCAUGAAGCGGUCUUCAUUGACCCAGCCGGCCCAGUCCCAGUUCCAGUCCAGAUGAUCUUCUGGCCUUCGAUGCUCAUUGGCGGGGACUCUAAUACCUUCCAUUGGAACCACAUGAGCGCUCGGGAGAUGACUGGUCGGGCAUAA